Caenorhabditis elegans is the source of this 3273-nucleotide messenger RNA. It is a transcript of the gene F07C6.4, whose product is annotated as FERM domain-containing protein. The transcript is spliced from 17 exons. The record is from RefSeq and is marked reviewed. NCBI's taxonomy places the organism in Eukaryota, Metazoa, Nematoda, Chromadorea, Rhabditida, Rhabditidae. Gene Ontology annotation, biological process: establishment of epithelial cell polarity. Gene Ontology annotation, cellular component: cytoplasm. The coding region runs from base 48 to 2768 and encodes 906 amino acids.
UUUCAGAAAAUUUCAUGAAUUUGUAAUGCGAUAAGCAGUAAAAUCACAUGGACGACCCAAACAGGAUAGUUUCCGCCUCGCGUAGGCCCAAAGCAUUGAUACGGUUGCUCGAUUCACAACAAAUUGAAGUGGUUCUUCAUUCCCGACUCUCAGUGGAGGAUGUUCUUCGCUUGGUCGCCGAAAAAGUCGACCUUUCGUUUCCGGAUUCGCAGUAUUUUUGUUUAGGAUUUUCAGAUAAUUUAAACAAUUUUCACUGGCUCGACGGCUCGGUAAUUCUCUACGACCUGGUCGCGUCGACUUCAAAUCCAAAAGGCACAUUGACCUUGUCGCAUCAUGUCAGAUUCUUUGUGGACACGAUUUACGAGGUUCAGUGCGCAUCGACCGCCAAACUUUUCUUCUUCGACAUUCAUAAUCAGCUAGCGAGACACGAAUUACUAGUGACCAGCGAAGACUACUUUGAACUGGUUGCAAUUCUUGUAUCCGUCUUCGUCCCCGAUUGUCAAGAACACACAACGGCCGAAGCGAUUUCUCGAAUAAUGCCAAUGUCCCAUCCACCGUAUAUUCUACUGAAAACCGAUCAGAGUGAAGUGGAACGGAGAGUUUUUGAGAAGUUUCGAUAUUACAGACGACUGCCUGUAGGUACUGGAAUGAUAAGUUUCAUAAAGCUCGCCGAAAAGAGUGAAUCGUAUGGUUAUCGAAUGUAUGAAGCUCUGAACGAAAACAAUGAUAAAUGUAUUCUAUCAAUUGGAUAUAAAGGAAUUUACAUUUAUCGAAGAAGUCGACAUCAGAAUUUGAUCACACCGUACCUCGCGUAUCCGUGGAGAGUUAUCGACAAUUUGUAUUAUCGGGAUAAGAAAUUUUCCAUCGAAAUUCGGGAACCGAAAAAGAACGAAAGUAGCGAGAACGUGUCAGAUGAUGUGAUCCUGAUCAAUGACCGGCAGCUGUCAGAAGCAUUCAGCCACCCGACUACCCAAGUUUCCUGUGGUCGUCGCCGUUCAAACAAUCAACAGCCGCGAGUUCUUCUAUUCCCAUUCACAUGCCAAACUCCUCUCGUGUGCCGAACAGUUUGGAUGUCAGCAAUCGCCCAACAUCGUUUCUUUUUGGAACGAAAGGAACUGAAAAAGAAAGGACAUCAUCAUUCGCGAAACGCUGUCGUCGAUCAUCAGGAGCUCACCGAGAAGCUCAAUCGACUUACCAGUACCAGCUCGUUGGGAUCCAGUCUGCCUUCAUUGAGCUCUCUUCACUCGAACUCGUCGAUCGGCACAAUGCCGUCGGCGAAAAUUGGCGACGGAAGUACAUCAAGCCUUCCAAUGUCAUCAGCCAAGCCAAUGUCAACACAAACAUCGGAACCACAGUUACCAGAUGUACCCGAACCGAAUGAAUCGCUUCACAAUAAAACAAUCGACGAGUUCCAGAAGGAUCAAGAGAAAUGUGAUCGAUUGAAAGCUCGAAAAGCUGAACUCGAAAUGAGGCUUCGACAAAAAAUGCAAGAACUCAAGGAUGUAUGUGUCGAAGAGGGAGAUAUAACCGGAGAGAUGCCUGUCGAAAUUAACGACGUUGUGCUCCCCGGCGAUGAUUUUCCACGAUUAAAGCGGCGAGUCGGGACAGCUUAUUCGAUUCCAGAUGAAUUGAUUAAAGCUGAUAAGGCUGAUAAAAUGAGCCAAUUGGAAACUGACGUGGAGCUUCAUCGACGGAUUGUGGCGGCGGCUUCAAGGCUGGCAACUGAUAAGAACACGAAUAAAUCAGUGAGAAAGAAGCGGCAGAAGGAUCUUCAAGCAGCACGGCUCCGGCUCAAUCGGCUCGAGCAGGGACUUCAACAAAUGAGACAUUCGGCGAGUAAACCGGAUAUUAGUAGCCUUACAAGUGAUAGUAGCAACUCCUGGACAGCAUCCAACUCGAGUGGACCGAUGCUCACGAUGGCGAUGACGAAGAGCUGCCCUACGACGCCACGUGGAUCGGUGCCAGAUUUGAGAAAUGGCUUGGACGAUGAGAAAGACGAAUUUGAUGAAAAUGUUGAAGAUCGUGUGUCCAGGAGGGCUCCGAGCUACGAAAACGUCGGCUACCGUUCCACAUCGUAUCGAAGCAGUUACCGGCAGGCACACUAUCCUACAAUUCAGGACGAGCAUACCCAACGAAAACGUGCUCAAUCUGCACAUUCUAUAAGUACAGAUAAUGGAGCAACAGGAAGAACAUCCACAUAUUCUGUCCCACUAAAUGAUGCUGCUCAAAAAUUCCGAGAAUAUGAUUAUGAUGAUGAAGAAGAUUCUACACCGACAAUGGAUCUUCCUAGUCAUCUUAUCAAUGUUCGACGUCUAACAUCCUCAAUUUCAUGUCAAGCUGGAUUUGCCACUGCAAGCUUGGAUCGUCGAUAUUCGAAACUUAAUGGAGGAAGAUUAUCAUCAGGUGGUGGUGGAUCGGAUGAUGUUGUUCGACAGAAUGUUACUACUAGAAUCACAACAUUCCCUGUCGCUACGUCAGCGGCUACCGUAAUCUUAUCCGGAAAACCUUACUCUGCAUCAGAACUUCCUCGAUUUCAACCACCUCCUCCAGUUGCCCGUGUCACACAUAUGCCACGUGGAUCCCUGCCACCGUACUCCUCCGCGACAAUGGGAGCACAAUCACCGGCUCCUCCGCCAAACGGAAAAUUGCCGACAAAUCCGCAAAUGGAGGCACUUUUAUCAUAUUAUAAGCAGCAACAGCAACAACAACAUCAGCAGCAAUCACGGUCAGCGCCAUCUCAACAGCCCAAGACGGCGACAAUUGUCUAGAAUUUAUAUACAUUUUUUAAAAAGAAAAUUAAAUGGAAAUGAUUUUUUUUUGUAUGAUUUUUUUCUAUGUACCAUUGUGUCCUCUCAUUACCCGAAUUUUAUGGUUCUCAUUCUCUGUGAAUUUCGUUAUCCGGUGUGUCAGACCCUCUUAGACCCCUUCCCUCCAAUUUAAGACCCCUAAAACCAUUUUGCUCAUCACUUUUCAAUUAUUUCCCCCCAACCACACCAACAUGUGAUAUGAUUCCGUUUCACUUAUAUGCUUCUCGUUUUGUUUCAGCUCCCUCCACGAGACGAGUUCGCCGUCGACGGGUUCACACCGAUUUCUAGAUCGCGUUUUCUUUUUCUUAUUCACCUCUCAACUUGUGUGUGUCUCUCUCUCUCUUAUAGUAAGAGAAAUUUCAGUUCUUGAAUCAUAUAUAUAUAUAUUUGAGCGAGUAUUUAUUUUCGACGUUUCAUUGUAAAUGUGCCCAACUUUUUUUUUCAAAUAUAAAUAUGUAUUACUAUU